Messenger RNA from Phanerochaete carnosa HHB-10118-sp, 2943 nucleotides. RefSeq lists its product as uncharacterized. Gene Ontology annotation, biological process: triglyceride catabolic process. NCBI's taxonomy places the organism in Eukaryota, Fungi, Basidiomycota, Agaricomycetes, Polyporales, Phanerochaetaceae. The transcript is spliced from 10 exons. Gene Ontology annotation, molecular function: sterol ester esterase activity; triacylglycerol lipase activity. The coding region runs from base 84 to 2744 and encodes 886 amino acids. The record is from RefSeq and is a predicted model, not a curated record. Gene Ontology annotation, cellular component: cytosol.
GGACCACAGCCUGUCGACCCAUUCGGUCAGAUGGAGGCCUGCUACCACUCUUCGCUCGCCCAUCCACCACUGCACUCCCAGCCAUGAUAGACCAUUUCAUGGGCCGCCCGAAUCCCUCUUGGAAGAGGCUCCAGGUAUUUCUUGUGGUCUUCUUUUGGAUCUGGAGGAUCCUGUAUGGGAACCCGGGGGGUCCCAGAAUCUUGUGGUUGCGCAGGGCAAACAGGCUGUUGCGGCAGUUCACUCCGUGGCAACUCAUUGUCAGCACCCUGACAGGUGUAUACGCAGUGCGAAACAUAGACAAGAUACUAGGGCUCGGAUCACCUGAACCUCUCGCCAACCUGUAUUCCCCAAACUAUUACCGCGCGACAUGGAUAAGCACAGGCCUCGAUGCUGGCUUUGCUACGGCCAUGUCUAUCCGGCCCAAGUGGCUCAAGGACCUAUGUUCUGUACUGUUCUCCGUGUAUUAUAUAGUCUACGCACAAGAAGCCGACGAGAAGCUUCGGCGCUUUAGAGCUGUCCCCACCGUCGAGUUUCUUCGGACGACCUGGGAAAAGACGGCCAAUCCUUAUCUCCGUCUAAUAACCAGCCUGCCACGGAUUAGUAUUCGCCGCAAGGUCAUCCUGCCGCGUCCCAGUCGAUCGGCGUAUCAGCGGCAAAUCACGGCAUGGCUCUUCUUCGCGCCUCCCGAGCACCAAUUGUCCCGCGCGACCGAGCUUAUCCUCGACUUUCCCGGAGGAGGGUUUAUCUCCAUGGCACCUGAGCACCACGAAGAUCGCCUCCGAAUGUGGGCCGUGCGCACCGGAAAACCGGUCUUGUCGAUCGAGUAUGGCAAGGCACCCGAGUACCCGUACCCAUACGCGAUUGAUGAAUGUUUUGACGCAUACUGCGUCCUCGGCGAAUCAUGUGGGAGGCUGGUGGGCAUGGCCGGGACCACCCUCGACAUGAUCCUGACGGGAGAUUCCGCGGGUGCCCAUGUUGCGGUCGCCGUCAUGAUCAAGAUCCUCGAGACGCAGCUGGCCGUGCCACACCCGCUCGCGCUGCAACUCAACUACGCCGCGCUCGACUUCAACUUCACGUCCUGGAUGGCGCCCCAGAACCUGCGCGUGCUCCAGUCGGAACAGUCGUCGGGCAGCCUCCCGGGGCUGAUCGAGCAGAAGGACCACUUCAAGCACGUCAGCCCGCUCUCGAUGGUCGGCGACCGCAGGCCGUUGCGCCGCCAACGAAGCUGGCGGGACGCCAUCCGCACAUUGACGUCGCCAAAGAGCGAGCGGGCGCCGCCCCUCCACGCCCGCGCGUCCGCACCGAGCCGCAGGGUGACGAAGACCCCGUCGCCGAAACUGACUGGUCGUUCGGAAGAGGGUGCAACCGAUCCUGCUGAUGAGGCCGGCAGCCUGGCGGACGAAGAAGACGGUGCUGACCUAAGCAUCCUACCCGACGAAGACAAGCCGAUCCAGGCCAGGGUCCGCUUUCAUCCCGUCGUGAACUCGCUCGAGCACGAAAGGCCGCCGGCGGACGCCCCGUCCCUUUCGGGGUCACACGAGGGUCCAGGUGAGGAUGAGCAAGCACCGCUCGGCACCCGCCUGACGAUGACGAGUCGCACGGGGUACUUCCAGGAUCGCAUCAUCGCCCCUAGCAUGAUGAGGGCCAUGGCCAUCCUCUUCAUCGGCCCACAUCGCAAUCCCGAUUUUGCCUCAGACUACCACCUGUCGCCUGUGCUCGCGCCGGACCACCUCCUGGCGCAGUUCCCGCUCCUGAUCAUGUCGUGCGGUGAGAAGGACCCGUUCGUGGACGACACCAUCAUCUUUGCGGGGCGCGUCCGCCAGGCGAAGCGGGCCAGGCGCAGGGAGCUCGAGCAGGCGUUGGUGGGCAAGGGCGCGAAGUAUGGCGAGCACCUCCGGAUGAGCGUGCACGACGCCGGGCGUGAUGAGGCGUCCGUGCGGGCGAUGAAACGCGAGCUGUCGGACCUGAAAGCACAGACGGAGGAGGACUGGGUGCAGCUGCACAUCUUCAGUGAUUGGAGCCAUGGUUACAUGCAAAUGGCGCAGCUGAUGCAGGAGGCACGCACCGUGAUCAACGAUCUCGCGGAUCGCAUGGACGACGCCUUUGCCGCGAAGCGGACGACGCGUCGAGGCCGGGACGCCGUCGUGGCGGGCCCAGCCGCCAGGAAGGACAGCCGGCCGCCUGGGCUCGCGAACGGCGGCAGCUUCCUGAGCACGCCGCUCACGUCCGAGACGGAGGCCGAGACGGACGACGCGCUGACGUUCUCGCCGAAGCGACGGUCGCCGCCGCUGGCCUUCAGCACCGUGACGAAAGACCGAAUCGUGGGCCGGAUGCGCUCGCGUUCGCGGACGCCUCAGCAGACGGGCGCUCCCGACAGGCGAGCAGCAGCAGCAGCCGACGAGGACUACUUCCGUGCCGACGACGGCCCGCGCUCCCUGCCACCCGCGAAUGGUAGUGCGCAUCAUGCCGCGUCGAUGCCCCUUGAUGCCUCGCAGGGGACACCUACUGUCGCGGCACCGCUUCUUGCGGCCGCCAACGGUCUGGGUGGUGGUGGUGGUGAUAGAGGACAGACGAAUGCGGUGCCCGCGACGCUCCUCGUUCCGUCGACGCCGACGAGCGGCAGCAAGGCCCCCGCGAAGGCGGGGCAGACGAUUACGGAGUCUGAGCUGAUGCGGCGCCGGCGGCUGCUGGACUCGCACCUCAUCACGAGCGCGAACGAGAGCCCGCGGGCGGACACGCCCUGAGCCGUCGGGGGUUGGCGGCGGGCGGCGCCGUGUGUGCGCGGGAAAAACGGCGGAGAGAGAGAGAGAGAGAGGUGGUCGGGCGCUGCUUGCCUCCGUGCGCCAAGCUUGGGGCUGGGACAUUGUACGGAGACUUGGCUUGGCCGAUGUGCGCGCCAACUGUGUAUUUUGUAGCACUGCUAAUAAUAAUCGAAACCGGGCG